AUGAAAAGAAAUCCACACGGGGAAAUUGAGGAAAUUGAAGAAGAAUAUGACUAUAUUAAUGUUCCAGCCUGGACUGUGGAUAAAGUGGCAGCCCCUCAAGUCACUUCUGAAAGCAACGCCAAGCUGACGGCAGAAAACCAGCAGCUGGAAAUACGGAUGCAGCAUCUGAACUCGACUCUACUGGCUGCACAUGAAAACUUGGGGAGGUACUGCAACAAUCUGACCGUCCAGUCUGAUCUCCUGAAACACAACUGUACUGUCUUAGAAAGCAAGAUCAAAGACCUGACUGCAGUGAACCAGCAGCUGGAGACACAGAGGAACAACUUAACAGAACAAGUACAAAAAGUGGAGACAAACUGGAAUAAACUCAACAUCAGCCGAGCUCAGUGGAGCAUUGAUGCCUACUGCCCCAGAGAAAAUAACGUUUCAGUGAGACAGUGUAAAGCUUGUCAGGAGGGCUGGAGACUCAACCAGUCCACCUGCUAUGUGGUUCAUGAUGCUGUUUCUACUUCUGGUCAUAACACCUGGGAAGAAGCUCGAGAAGUAUGCAGAAGAGAAAGUUCAGAUUUCGUCGUUGUACAUAAUCAAGAGGAACAGUAUGCACUCAAUUAUUACAGCUGGUUCAGUACAUCAACCAUUGGAUACUGGUUUGGCCUGAGAUCUGAAGGUGGGAGAUGGAAGUGGAUUGAUGGAAGUGAUCUGACUGUAAGCUACUGGAUACAACAACCACGCUACAGGGUACCACAACACUACUGGACACAACAACCACCUCCUCCUACUGAUGGUCAGUGUGCACUGUCUGUCCAGAACGUAGGAUGGAGAUCAGUGAGCUGUGCUGAGAAACAAAGAUGGAUCUGCAAAAAGAAGGCUUUAUCUGUUUAAACACUGCAGUCAGACUUGAGAAGAUUACUGGAUACUCUGCAUGAUAAUAUUAACUGGCUUAUAAAUAUCAAAC
This is a messenger RNA of Perca flavescens (yellow perch), 955 nucleotides long. RefSeq names its product asialoglycoprotein receptor 1-like. NCBI's taxonomy places the organism in Eukaryota, Metazoa, Chordata, Actinopteri, Perciformes, Percidae. The record is from RefSeq and is a predicted model, not a curated record. The transcript is spliced from 6 exons. Bases 1 to 882 code for a protein of 293 amino acids.